AUGACCGUGUACGCGGACAAGCCGCAGCAGCGAUACGGUGUUCGACAAGAUCUUUCCAAGGUUGUCCACUUCGAUGAGUUGCUGAGCCGUCAAGCGCCCCCCCCGCCUCCGGCGAGCUGGGAAAGGACAUCUGGCGACUUGGUUGGCGAUGUGCUGGCUGCCGACGCUUGCGAGGCGGCCGGUCGCGGGCGGCUCACAGCCCGAAAGCAGAUCAGCAAUGAGGCAACGAGCGAGAUAAAGGUGCUGGAGGGUGGUUGUGGCACUGAGGGGUCCAGCCCGUGGCUUGCAAGACUCCGCCGCUUGACGCGCUGUCGCUGA
Molecule: messenger RNA, 318 nt
Organism: Symbiodinium necroappetens
Lineage: Eukaryota; Dinophyceae; Suessiales; Symbiodiniaceae
Source: the annotation of a GenBank genome assembly